CGAAUCAACAAUUAGCUUUGCUGGACUGUUUGAAUCACCAAAAGCAUUUUUGAUGAGUUCUCGAUUGUAGUAAAGCCACGGUCGAUUUCGAACAAUAAGACAGUGCAUUACUCUUUACGGAUUGCACAACAUCCACUUCUUGUUUUUCUGAGUCGGUCGGCAUCCAUCCUGAAUGUUUCCGACAUGGAUCGAACGAGGAUAGCAGAAAAGAUACGGUUUCGACUUUCUUCGGACCCGAUGCGAUCUGCUCAUCUCAUCCUUCCCCCCAAAAGAACCAAGGAGCCGUUUUCGACUCAUCCAGAUCGUUAAUUCCUGACUCGUGCCGGAGGAACAGAUGAUCAUUCUGCCAGCGGACACAGAAGACGAAAUCGUCGGCGUGCUUUGCCAUUUUCGAGAACGACGAUGUCCGGAUCUAUUUUCGAGGAAUCCCACCGGAUGCAACAUCGGCAAUCGUUCUGAACCAGUCGCUCACAAAGGAUACUUCUCCGACGUCAGAUACACGACGCAAAGGAUAGCAACAACAAGAAAUGCAACGAAGGAUGCCGGGAAUUACGUUCCGUGCAUAGAGGCAACGUAUUUGUUCGAUAAGGUUCUCGCACUGCGAUUUCGAAUCACGAUGGGCCCCAUUGUCCUAGCGACUCGUAUCGACGGAAGCGAACACCGAUGCUACACAAACUCUGUGACAUAUAUUGAUGAAUUCCGCGGUGGAUCCUUCCUCGCUGGCAACUUCAAAGACAGACACCAACAAUCGUCGGUUUAUUCCGCCUCGACCAGAGCAAACAUCGAAGCGCUGCGGCUGCGCCUGGAAACGAUUUGUGAAAGAGUGAACAGCAGCACCAGCACUAGCACCAAUGCAUCGCUCUUUGCUGUUCUAUCUAGGCUACUGAUGCUGCUAAACGAGCUACAAACGCGUGUGCUACUGCUGCUGCCUUCACCCGAGCCAUCGAGAUCGCUGCGACGGAACCCACCGCCGAUGGCGCUGCCCCGCCUCUGGCUGGCUUCCGAGAAAAUCUCCCAUCUCGCGGCGAUCCACCAGGAACGCGGUGGCGAUGCUUCGGCCGUGGACGUGGCAAUUCUUCUCGUGCGCUGCGCAGCGGUGGGCAGGUAUCGGGAGGUGUUUUUGAAUCCACUCCCCCCGGCGUCUCCCCGCUCCUUUUUUGCUGUGGGGGGCGGCGAGAGGGAAUGGGUCCUAGUCAAUCGGAUUUGGAAGGCCACGGAACGCUGCUACCAUCCCAGCUGUAUGAAGCGGCCAAAAUCGCGAAGAAACCAUCCCACACACCACCAACAACAACAACGUCUCGUUUCUGAAACAACGAAACAACGUAGCGCUCCGUUGCCGAUGCUUCGAGAGUGCGAACAAGAACUCGCCGGAUUCUUUCAUUCGCUCCCCUGGGUAAGACAAGGAAAGGUCACCGUGGUGCAGAAGAGCAAAAGAGACGACGGGAAUAGUCACAAAGAAGGCGGGUUCGUGUUCGAGGUCUGCCUCGAUCUCGAAGACAACAACAAAAACUACGACGACCAAAAACACCAACAACAACAAGAUCCAACGACGGAGAUCAUUGACGACGACGCUUCCUACUCCCCCAGGUUCGCACGCCUCUGUCGCAAGCACGGGUCCCUAACCGCCUACCACGGAACACACAUGGACCAUGCCUGGUCGAUUCUGAACAACGGCUUUUGCAGCAUGUCCGACGACGAAAGCACCGGCGGUGGAAGACGACAGCGAUUUGCCAAGAACGGGGCCGUGCUGGGGAGCGGGGUCUACCUGAGCACCUCCCGGAGGGUGGCCACAUUUUUUGCCACCGCGGCUGCGAACCAAAGAAACGCCCCGAGAAGGGCCCUGGCGGAAGCCCUGUAUCACGAAUCGCUGGUGGAGCUGCUGCUGAGAGCGGCGCAAGCGCCGGGGGGAGAGGCCAGAGCCUCCCGUGGAAUCCUCCGGGACGCCAUCGGUGCCGUCGGAGAAAAGGCCUCCCUCCGCGACCGCUAUGACGUGAACUGUUAUCCGGUCUUUGAAGCCAAGAUCGUUCGGCCACCCGAAGCGAGCGAAGUGGACAACCUCGGGGGAAAAGGGACGCUCCCGCCAAGCAACAACGAUGCCACCACCAUCGACCCCGGCUACCGACCGACCCGGCGGGACGGAACCUACUGCGUGGUUCCGGACGGGAGGGACGUCCGGAUCACGAAGCUCCACCUGACGGUCGAGCUGGAAUGCAAGCGGCGGGGGGACACGUGGUGGCACCACAGGGUCCUGCUCCUGCUGGUCUUCCGCCUGUCCUCUCUCGUCUCGGACCACCCCGUGCUCCUCGUCAUCGCUGGCCUGGUGGUUUCCGUGGCGUGCCGGAAUUUUUUCACCCGGCAAGAGACGAUGGACUGAAAGGCAUCUACCGUACACAAUUCAACCUCCUACGCGGUUUGAGGAAUGGAUGCAAACCAAUAAAACUCUAUAGUGUUA
Pseudo-nitzschia multistriata is the source of this 2452-nucleotide messenger RNA. The record is from the annotation of a GenBank genome assembly. NCBI's taxonomy places the organism in Eukaryota, Bacillariophyta, Bacillariophyceae, Bacillariales, Bacillariaceae.